Messenger RNA from Fraxinus pennsylvanica, 1377 nucleotides. NCBI's taxonomy places the organism in Eukaryota, Viridiplantae, Streptophyta, Magnoliopsida, Lamiales, Oleaceae. The record is from the annotation of a GenBank genome assembly.
AUGGAUUCCAAAGUCCAAAUUCAUACAGAAAAUCCUGAAUCUCAAGCCCCUUCAGAGGACCAGAAUCAAACCCAGAUUUCUUUCAUUCCUAUAGCUUCAAUUUCUUUAUCGCUUUCCGCUGUUCUUCCUUCCCAUUUUCUCCCCCCUUCCCAAAAAAUCGCUUCAAUCUUCAAUCCUCCAAAUAAGGUGAAAAUCCCAUCUCAAAUUUCAUCGCUUUCCCAUCUUUCAAUUUCCUCUUCACUGUCACCUGCGAAGCCAUUUUUCAAAUCGACCAUUUCUGCCAACCCACUUCAAAGCCCACUCACUCUGAAUCCACUUCGGCCCUCUGAGCCAUCCAAUGCCGCGGCCCUUCGUCGUGCCUCCAUUGUUUGGUUCCGGAAUGACCUACGAGUCCAUGACAAUGAGUGCCUUACUUCUGCCCAUAAUGAGUCCAUAUCUGUACUUCCAGUUUACUGCUUUGACCCACGGGACUAUGGGAAAUCUUCGUCGGGAUUCGAUAAGACAGGCCCUUAUCGUGCCACUUUUUUGAUAGAAUCCGUUUCUAAUUUGAGGAAGAAUCUGCAGGCACGCGGGUCGGAUCUUGUGGUCCGGAUUGGAACGCCCGAGAGUGUGCUGGUGGAGCUGGCCAAGGCUGUGGGGGCCGAGGCAGUAUUUAUGCACAGGGAGGUUUCUUGCAACGAGGUGAAAGCAGAGGAGAAGAUCGAGACGGUGAUGAAGGAUGAGGGAGUAGAGGUGAAGUACUUCUGGGGAAGCACAUUACACCAUUUGGAGGAUCUGCCAUUUAAGUUGGAGGAAAUGCCUACAAAUUAUGGGGGUUUUAAGGAGAAAGUGAAAGGAUUGGAGGUGAGGAAGACAAUUGAGGCGAUAGACCAGAUGAGGGGGUUACCGGCCCGAGGGGACGUGGAGCCUGGGGAGAUACCUUCAUUAGUGGAUUUGGGUCUUAACCCAAAUGCAACCAUGGGUCAGAAUGGAAAACCAGCCGCUGAUGCUUCUCUUGUGGGAGGAGAGACUGAAGCAUUGCUGAGGCUGAGAAAAUUUGCAGCGGAAUGCAAAGCAAAACCACACAAGGGAUCUGAGAAUGGGGCUAACGAGAGCAUAUUUGGCGCAAACUUUUCUUGCAAAAUAUCCCCAUGGCUGGCCAUGGGAUGCAUUUCUCCUCGCUCCAUGUUUGAUGAGCUGAAGAAGUCUACUUCAAGUCUAAUCUCUGCUUCCUACAACAAGAAAGAUGGUGGUAGUAAGUCAUCAGAUACUGGAAUGAACUGGCUAAUGUAUGAGCUUCUGUGGAGGGAUUUCUUUAGAUUCAUCACCCGGAAAUACAGUUCUGUGAAACAACACAAUGAUGCUCCGGUGACAGCUUGUUCAGGUGCUGCAGCCUAA